Vidua macroura (Pin-tailed whydah) is the source of this 834-nucleotide messenger RNA. It is a transcript of the gene DYNLRB1, whose product is annotated as dynein light chain roadblock-type 1. The transcript has 4 exons. Gene Ontology annotation, cellular component: cytoplasm; cytoplasmic dynein complex; centrosome. Lineage: Eukaryota; Metazoa; Chordata; Aves; Passeriformes; Viduidae. Gene Ontology annotation, molecular function: dynein intermediate chain binding. The record is from RefSeq and is a predicted model, not a curated record. Gene Ontology annotation, biological process: microtubule-based movement. The coding region runs from base 11 to 373 and encodes 120 amino acids.
GAUCUGAAAGAUGCUAAUUGUUUCUGUUUCCUGUGAUGGGAAUAAAAAAUGCCAAAUACUCAUCCAGCUGUGGAAAUCAUCUCAGGCUGAGGUGGAGGAAACACUGAAGCGAAUCCAGAGCCAGAAGGGAGUGCAGGGAAUCAUUGUGGUUAAUUCGGAAGGUAUUCCCAUCAAGAGCACCAUAGACAACUCCACCACCAUUCAGUACGCCGGCCUCAUGCACAGCUUCAUCAUGAAGGCCAGGAGCACCGUGCGGGACAUCGAUCCCCAGAACGACCUCACGUUCCUGCGGAUCCGCUCCAAGAAAAAUGAAAUCAUGGUCGCUCCAGAUAAAGACUAUUUCCUGAUUGUCAUCCAGAAUCCAACUGAAUGAUUACACUGACUCAGUCUGGUUUUUCCCUUUGCCUGUUUUAUUUUCCCUGUUUUAUUUUUUAUUUAAUGGUAAAGGAUAGAGCAUUAGUGUUAACUGUGCUGUGACUCUUCAGUAAGGUUUGGGAAAAUUAAAGCAGGUGGUUUUGUUGUCUACAAACAGAAAAAAUGUUGCUUUUUGUAUCACAAGUAAUUUUGAGUGGGAGCUGGUGAGUUGGAAUUGGGCAGUAAAAAAUGCAACAGAUUCUUUUAAUAGCUAAGAUAAUAUAAUAAAAUUCUAAUAAUAACCAAAAAAAUACUAUUCUUUGUAUUCCUUUGUGCUUCUUUCACCACUGAGCUCUGCUUUUACACUCUUGGUUUUGAAUGGCUGUAAAUAUGACUGCCUGUCCUCUAGUUCUGUCUUACUCUGUUGGUUUUACUUCAAAAGAAUCUGGCCAUAAGAAAUUAAAAAGCGUCAACAUGUAA